Messenger RNA from Adelges cooleyi (spruce gall adelgid), 414 nucleotides. RefSeq lists its product as uncharacterized. The record is from RefSeq and is a predicted model, not a curated record. The coding region runs from base 64 to 312 and encodes 82 amino acids. The transcript is spliced from 4 exons. Lineage: Eukaryota; Metazoa; Arthropoda; Insecta; Hemiptera; Adelgidae.
UUGCUGUAGUAUUGUAUAUACUAUGAUUUUACCAAGUACAUUUUUAAGAUAUUUUUCAACAAUAUGAAUUUCAAAAGUGUAAUUCUGAUUAUAACAACCGUGUUAUGCAUUAUCAUAUCUAUUGCUAAAGGUCACCCGGGAGGAGGUAACAAGCCCCCCUCAGGUGGUCCUGGUGGACUACCACCACUACAUCCAGGACCACCAUCACCACGAUAUCCAGGAACAUCACAACCACCUCUACCAUCUCCAGGACGAGGACCACAGCCAACACGUCCUCCAGGACCACCACCACCACCACCACCACGACGGUAACCUAACCGCCUGCUGAAAACUUACCCCUGCUAACGACAGUUAAAUUUACAAACAAAGCGGCAGUAUCCAAAAUCCGUGUCACAUUCUGAAAAUUCACAUGCU